AUGCCGGACGAAGCCACAGAAAGCGCCCAUUCCGCCUCUGCUCGGGUGUCCUCUUUUUUCAUCGCGAAUUUGUUGGGAGCCAAAGGCCAGGACGAGCAGAAGCUGGACAGCGCCGACGACGACCACAAAGAGGCAAGAGCACAGAGCGGGUUUGCCAGUAGCCAUUGUUCAAUUGCCUGCUGCCAGUGCCAGCUCUCCCACUUCGGCCUCGGUCUGCACCGCUAUCCUUUCCGAGAAGGCACCGUGGACUGGUACAGAAGAGCGCACGUGGCUUUCCUCGGGUGCGCCAGUCCGGAAACCAGCGACAGGGACUCUCCGGAGAUCGCCGAAGAGGGGAAGGCGCCGGCGGCGGCGGCGGGAGGAGAUGAGCAGCCGGUGGCGGAGCUGAGCCCCGCCGCAAGGAGAGAGGAGCCGGGGCGCCGCGGCGCUGGCGGCGGCGGCGGCGGCGGCGGCAGCCCCGAGAAGGAGCGCGCGGAGGACUGCGAGGCGGGCGAGGCGCGGGCCGCCGGGCGCAAGAAGAAGACGCGCACGGUGUUCAGCCGCAGCCAGGUCUUCCAGCUGGAGUCCACCUUCGACGUGAAGCGCUACCUGAGCAGCUCCGAGCGGGCCGGCCUGGCCGCCUCGCUGCACCUCACCGAGACGCAGGUGAAGAUCUGGUUCCAGAACCGCAGGAACAAAUGGAAAAGGCAGCUGGCCGCGGACCUGGAAGCCGCCAACCUGCCGCCCGCGGCCCAGAGGAUUGUCCGCGUGCCCAUUUUGUACCACGAGAACUCGCUCGCGGGCGCGGGCGCGCUGGGGUGCUUCCCCCUGCCGCCGCCGCCGCCGCCGCCGCCGCCCCACGGCUCCCCGCCGCUGGGGGGGGCUCCCAGCGGCACCACGUACCCCCUGGCCACCUUCCCCGUGGCAUCGGCUCCGUUCCUGAGGUCGCCGGUGACAGGACUCGUUUGA
Varanus komodoensis (Komodo dragon) is the source of this 948-nucleotide messenger RNA. RefSeq names its product H6 family homeobox 1 (gene HMX1). Lineage: Eukaryota; Metazoa; Chordata; Lepidosauria; Squamata; Varanidae. The record is from RefSeq and is a predicted model, not a curated record. Bases 1 to 948 code for a protein of 315 amino acids. Gene Ontology annotation, cellular component: nucleus. Gene Ontology annotation, biological process: negative regulation of DNA-templated transcription; regulation of transcription by RNA polymerase II. The transcript is spliced from 2 exons. Gene Ontology annotation, molecular function: DNA-binding transcription factor activity, RNA polymerase II-specific; RNA polymerase II transcription regulatory region sequence-specific DNA binding.